GUUGGGGGGAAAACAGCGGCAACGCGGAGAUGCUGAGCGGAGGGGUUUUCUGAUCGCCCUUCGGUGUUCAAUGACAUGAGCACAUUUGCUAAAACAACAAAUUAUGGCAGGGAACCUCAGCUGCUACGAGUUUCAAAAUACCCCUGCCGCAUAAAAAAGCCGCAUUGUUGACCAAAACUGUAACCGUGAGCAGCAAUAAUGCGAGGGGCGGACAGGAGCCGCAGGUCUGCCGUGAUUGUGCUCUGCGUGCUGGGAUGCGCUUUAUGGACGGCGACCGCUAAAACACUGCAGGAGAACACCGAUGCCAAAGAAGUGGUGCUGAAGGUUCACCUGAGUGACUCCAGCACUCAUCAGCCUCUGUCUGGCGUCACGGUGGAGGUCUUCACCAACCACACUCCUGUUUCCUCUGAUGUUUCUGGUGCAGAUGGCAAUGCCUUCAUCCGCUUCCCCUAUCGACUGGUUGACCUGCUUGUAGUCACCGCUACCAAGCGUGGUUAUGUGCCCAACUCUGUUCCGUGGAGACCCAGCAGGCUGCCUGUGUUUUCAUCUCUCAGUCUGGAUCUGCUUCCUGAACGAGCUGCUACUCUGAUGGUUUAUGAAGAUGUGGUGGAGAUUGUCUCUGGAUAUCAAGGCCCAAAGUUGCAGCCGCGGGUUCAGUUCCAGAGAAGAGCAUUGAGUCUUCCUUCUAAUGCAACCUACACCAACCUGACGGCCUUCCUCACCGUGAGCAGCUCCACACAGGACACGCAGUACUUUCCAUACCUGCAAGGGCUUCAUCCAAACUUCACAGGCAGUGAGCGAAAGUUCGAGCUUACUCCUAUAGCUGCGCUCAGUGUCCAUCUUCUGGGCAGUGAUGGGGUGGAGCUUCACGUCAGUGAGCCAAUCAGUGUGAGCGUCCCUCUUCCUGCAAACAGUGGCUUAAAAGAGAACGAUCACAUUCCGGCAUGGAGGUUUGACCCUAAACUGGGUGCCUGGCUGAAGAGCAGUCUGGGAUAUGUCCAGAGAGAGGGGAAGCAGUUGACUCUUACGUACAUUGCCCCUCAGCUUGGCUAUUGGGUCGCAGCCAUGUCUCCUAUCAACACGGGUCCGGUGGUAGCAAAGGACAUUAGCACUUACCACACAGUCUUCCUGCUGGUCAUACUGGGAGGAAUGGCCCUCAUACUGCUCUUCCUGCUCUGCCUGCUGCUUUACUAUUGCAGGAGAAAGUGUACCCGUUUGCGGCCUGCCCAUCGGAAGUUCACAUUAUCCUCAGCUUUGGAUGGCUCUAAACGAGACCAGGCUACUUCCAUGUCCCAUCUUAACCUCAUCAAUGAGACUCACCUUGACCAGAACGGGGCAGAGCCGGACAUGCACACACCUAUGCUUAAACCCACUCCCUACGACUCCUCCACCAAUGAGCUUGCAACUUCGCGUGGCGAGCUUCAUAGCCGAGGAUCCAACCACUACAAACACUCAGUGGAAAUAUUUCCUCUCAAAUCGGCUUGCUCAAACAAUCCCUCUGAAGGUUAUGAUUCCCCUGCAGGACGAGGGGAAUACCGACGGAGCUAUACGUCCAUUACAACUUCAUCCGUCCAUCCCCUCCACAUGUCUGUCUCCUCCUCUUCGCCUCAUACGUUACAUCACACCACCUCUGCAGGACGUCUCUCUUCGGAGAGUAAAUCAAGCUUGCGUGAUCAACGUCUCUCUCCUGUUUCGGCCACAAGUCCUGCCGGAUCUCCAGAACGGGAGCAAGGAAUUGAGCGACGAACAACUGAUUACUUGUUGUCCCGCUCUGUAGACCAUCUAGAGCGUCCUGCUCCACUUCCCCGACCUGGAGCCCUGCUCUGCUGUACCUCCGAACUUGUAGUGAAUAAAGGGGAAGAAACCUACCGCAAGGCUCGCCCCACCCUUGUCAUCCCAGCUCACUACAUGAGACUACCAGGGACGCACCCUCUGUCCGGACAGGCACUGCUGCUGCAGUCGGAUGAACAGAGCGAAUUGGAAACCAUUCAGGCAGAGCUUAGUGCAUGCCACCAGCCCCAGGGUCAGAUCCUGCACUCAUGGGCCAAGGUAGAGCAGGAAGGAGGGACACAAAGGAUCGGGGAUGACCGAGGCGGAGGAGUUGAUGAGUGGACACUGCAGACAGCAGCUCUUCCUGCCGAUCUCUCCAUCCCCAAUUCUCUCAGUCAGGCAGGACUGGAUGUGGUGCAGAUGAACGGAGAAGAUCAGCUUCUGGCUGAAAAGACUUUAAUGGAGCUCAGAGGUGGAAAACCGCUACCACACCCCAGAGCUUGGUUCGUUUCUCUGGACGGACGCUCCAACGCACACAUCCGCCAUUCCUACAUUGACUUGCAAAGGGCAGGAUGCAACAGCAGUUGUGUCGGAAGCAACGAUGCCAGUCUGGACUCUGGUGUUGAUAUGAGCGACGUCACACCAGGGCGGCGUAUUCGUGAUAAAGUUGUUGUUAAAACUGAACCUGAGGCUCCACCUGCAGUACCUGUGGUUGGAUAUACGCCGGUAUUGUUUGUAGAGGAUUCAAAUGCUGAUGAGGAGAACAGCGGUAGCCCCACACCAGUCUGCAGCCCUGAAGAAAGUGCUGUAAAGGGUUUACUGCAGGAGAAAGAGAGCGAGGAGGAUGACGAAGGGACUUUGUCACCUCCGACACCUCCACCUGAGAUUCCUUCACCACCUCCUCUACCUGAGCCUGCGGUGGAAACUUCAGAGGAUACAGGGAUAGAUGGCGAGGUUUUUAGGACUGAGGAGAAUCAAAUACACAUGAACAGCAGCCGGCCAGACAAACUGGUCGUCCCUGAUGACGGAGGUGAAGACGAGAACAAGAAGAGUCCAUGGCAGAAACGAGAGGAGCGACCACUACUGGCCUUUAACCUAAAAUGAUACGCCUUUCAAUGGGAUGGUACACCCCAAAUUCUGUUAUCCUUUACUCAUUCUCAUGUCGCUACAAACCUAUUUGACUUGCACAGACAAAAGUGUGUCUUUUUACCUAUUAAAGCAAUCUUCUAAAUAUUGUACUUUACCCUGCAGAACUUCAUCUGGGUUUACAACCUUAUGAAGCAGAUUAAAGGAUGACAGAAGCUUUGUUUUGGGAUGAACUAUCCCUUAAAGUGCUUCCCCUGUGGUCCUUAGCUGGACUGUUGAAUGGAGUUGCCUUAUGAGCGCAGGUCUGUGCGUGGCUGUUUGCCUGUGGCAAUGAAAGCCAAGAAAGCCAUAGCACAAAUAGAUAUUGGAACAGGUCUGCCUCAAGACUGAGCAAGGAAGAACAAUCUGAUGUUUCCAAGCAAAAUGGACGCC
Messenger RNA from Danio aesculapii, 3288 nucleotides. RefSeq names its product family with sequence similarity 171 member A1 (gene fam171a1). Bases 199 to 2874 code for a protein of 891 amino acids. Gene Ontology annotation, cellular component: plasma membrane. The transcript has 8 exons. Gene Ontology annotation, biological process: regulation of cell shape; stress fiber assembly. Lineage: Eukaryota; Metazoa; Chordata; Actinopteri; Cypriniformes; Danionidae. The record is from RefSeq and is a predicted model, not a curated record.